Messenger RNA from Rasamsonia emersonii CBS 393.64, 1857 nucleotides. Its product is annotated as PAB-dependent poly(A)-specific ribonuclease subunit PAN3. The coding region runs from base 1 to 1857 and encodes 618 amino acids. The transcript is spliced from 5 exons. The record is from RefSeq and is a predicted model, not a curated record. NCBI's taxonomy places the organism in Eukaryota, Fungi, Ascomycota, Eurotiomycetes, Eurotiales, Trichocomaceae. Gene Ontology annotation, cellular component: PAN complex; P-body. Gene Ontology annotation, molecular function: poly(A) binding. Gene Ontology annotation, biological process: mRNA processing; nuclear-transcribed mRNA poly(A) tail shortening.
AUGACCCCCAGAAAUUCAGCGCUGCGCAUCAAAACGACAGGUUUGGACACUUCCCGCGAUAGAUACCCCUUUGCUGGAUCCGAAAGCCAGCCAGGGCGUGCAAAAUCGGUGCAGUGGCUGAUAUCGAUGGUGAUCGACAGCAGUAAGAAGCGGUUGAAUGUCGACUCCCCCAGCUUCACCCCAUCGCACCUCGCGGCCAACGGCUCCUCUGCGCCCAAGAAGCCGACAUCAUCGAUAUCUCCCAAGGCGGCCAGCGCCGCGCCAUUUCAACCUAAAAGUCUGAACUCUCGUUCCAACACGAGCACUCCUUCCUCGCGGCCGGAAACAACAACACAGGACUGGUCUGUUGCUGAGGUGCAGGAUUUCGUGCCCCAGGGCUAUGAUGCUUCGCAAGUGCCCAUUAUGGCUUCAUCUGGGGACUCUCCUGGCAGCCUCAACGCACUUGCCAAUCCUUUCGAACCGCGUAUCGUUCGAUCUACAUCUCUUCCCUUUGCUUUCUCCCCUGGUUCCCCCUCUCCUACUCUCGAUGUUCCCCUCCAGACGCCGAGAAUAUCACCCGUCCCAAGACCUACUCUUUCUAUGUCUGCUCGUCGUGCGACUCGUUCCGAUGCUGAUUUGAUGGUAUCCCAGGUCUCUUUGCAGGGCAACGGUAAUGGCGUCAUCAAUCCAGCAGCCUCCUAUGAUCCUUUCGUGGCAACCCCAACUCCUUUGGCUGGUGGCGCUGCUGGUGUGACCCCCGUCCAAGCAAACCCGUAUUCGCAUGAUCCUGCUGCCGCCGCUGCUGCCGCCGCUACUUUGGGCGGAGCGACCUUCUUUCCUGGCCAGGCAGGUUACCAGCAGCCUGCUCAAUAUCAUCUCUAUGCCCCUAUUGGCCCGCAUAGCCAAAAUCUUAUGGGUUAUCAGCGCCACGUUCACGAUCUCUUCUUGCCCAACGAUUUCAGAGAAGAGCUGCAAAAGAAAGCAGCCGCCACCUUGCAGACGUUACCAAAGCAGCACCUUGGUGCCGGGAAUCGAUACCAAAACCGUCAUAAUAAUAAUGCUCAUGUUCCCGAGCAGGUGCUCUGGAGCUAUAUGACCCAAAUUGCAUCUGCCUUAAAGACGAUCCACAGCAAUGGUCUGGCCGCCAGAAUUAUCGACCCGAGUAAGAUCAUCCUGACCGGCAAAAAUCGGAUUCGCCUGAAUGCCUGUGCAAUCAUGGACGUGGUGCAGCAUGAUACACAACGAUCCAUAUCCGAUCUCCAGCAACAGGACCUGGUCAAUUUUGGGCAGCUGAUCCUCACCCUGGGUGCCAACUCGCCCAACUUGAUGAACAACCCCAACAAGGCCAUGGAACAUUUCUCUCGCACUUACAGCCCACAGCUCAAAAACUCGGUCUUCUGGCUUCUCAAUGCAAUGCAGAAGGACCAAGAGCGCAACAUUGAUGUCUUCAUUAGCGGCAUCUCCUCGCAGCUCAUUUCCACCUUCGAUUCGGCCCUUCAUAUGGACGACCAGCUCACUUCCGAUCUCAGCCGUGAGCUCGAGAACGGCCGUCUGGUGCGGUUGCUGACGAAGCUGAAUUUUAUCAAUGAGCGACCAGAAUAUGAACAUGACCGGCAAUGGUCCGAGAACGGAGAGCGGUACUUCCUCAAGCUCUUCCGGGACUACGUCUUCCACCAGGUGGAUGCGCAGAACAACCCGGUGGUGGACCUGGGACACGUCUUGACCUGCCUGAACAAGCUGGAUGCCGGGACCGAGGAGAAGAUUACCUUGAUUAGCCGGGAUGAGCAGAGUUGCUUUAUCGUCAGUUACAAAGAGCUCAAGAAAGCUCUCGAGUCUUCGUUCCAGGCUCUGAUGAAGCCUACGCGACGAAUGCAUUAA